CAAUAUUAUUGUAAUUUCUGACUGCAAUGUUACAGUUACAUGUUUUUUUUUUUUUUUUUUUUUUUUUGUCUUUCCUGAAUUGGUUAUGCUUGUUAACAUCAGACAUUAUAACUGAUGGAUGGACAAUAUAUAAGAACAAAAAACUUAUGUAUUGGCUGCUAUUCUUUUCAAGUUCAAUGUAAUCAAUGACAGAGUGACAUUGGCACUUUUACUCAGUUUAGCUCUUUCAAAACUAUCAUUAGCACUUCUUUUAACUAUACUUUUAGUUCCAGUUUCUUAUCCUUCAAUAUUAAUAAUCUGCCUUUUUUUUCUUUUCAUUUUUCUAUACAUGUAAGACAAUGAAAAUUCAUGUAAAUGUAUGGUGUAAUAUAAUAGCACAAAAUGAGGCCAAAAGAUUGACAUUUGAAUAUAUGGGUCAAUUUUUCCUGAAGAACAUCCAGUUUUAAGUGGAGAACAAAAGUGCAGGCAAAGAUUGGUUUCGUCAUUUUCUUAGAAAACACAUUAUGGAGAACUGCAAGAGAAAAAAAGAUUUAGAAAUGUUACUCAAGUCGCAACGGACAUAUAUAAAUGGUACUAACUUAAAAGACUCAAAAUAUUACUUGGCAUUAACGACUGGUGAUUUUAACCCUAGAGAACUGAGACCUUGUACUUCCAAAAAUUAUCAUGUUGGUGGAGUGACUCCUGUUCUAUAUCCGGGUAAUAACUGCAACUGUAAACAUACCAAGCUAACAGAAGAGAAAGUAGAACAGAAGAAUCUUAAUAAACUCGAAUUUAAAUCUCUGCCCCAAGCUUUAAACUUUUCUAGAGAUGCUAAAACAAAAUACUUAAAUAAACCAUCUAUACUGGAGAGAAUUGAAAAAAAUGAACUUAAUUUGAAAAAGAAACUUAGAGCAGAUUUCAGAAUUUGUCACUGUAAAAGUGUUUUGCCAAAAUUCGUUAUAGAUAAAGUAAAGACACAAAAAAGAGAAAAUACUUACCUUCUUCCAGAUUUGAAAAGAGACUUAGAAAUGAAAGACAUUAAGAAAGCAAUCUUCAAUAAACCUUCAAACAAAUUGACUGCUCAGUUUUAUAAUGAUAGUGAGAUACGAUUAGUAGCAAAUAACUUUUAUAAGUGGAUGGAAUCCCUUGGUGAAGGUGAACCAUAUAUAACAGUCAGUUCAUUAUAUAGCCUUUUGUUGAACAGUUUUGAGAUAAAACCCUCAUUGGCUAUAAAUCUACAAAUAAUUGAUGAAAAGGAACUGGACGUUGGCCAACGUAGAUAUUCUACCGGAUUAGAGACUUUUACCUUUGGCAAUGAAAAUCCUUCCUACCUCGAAUAUUUUAACAAUAAUAUAAGUAAGAAAGAGUUGUUAAGAUUUGAGAAACUAUUCUCCAAUGAUGAUAAUUAUGAUGAUGAUAAUUUUAACAAAAAUGUUAAUAAAUAAAA
Messenger RNA from Octopus sinensis (East Asian common octopus), 1426 nucleotides. RefSeq lists its product as uncharacterized. Lineage: Eukaryota; Metazoa; Mollusca; Cephalopoda; Octopoda; Octopodidae. The record is from RefSeq and is a predicted model, not a curated record. The coding region runs from base 504 to 1424 and encodes 306 amino acids. The transcript has 2 exons.